AUGGAGGCAUGCAUUUUUUCAACUGCUUACAAGGUGAUUGUUUGCUCGUUGCUCGGUGUGACUGCUGUUCUUUCCCCACUUUUGAAUGCAUUUGUUUGUUUAACAAUAUUCAAACAAAGGAAAUUUCGUACAACUGGGAAUAUCUUGAUAUGCAAUCUGGCAUUAAGCGAUGGCCUAAUUGGCCUUACUUUGGCUCCACUUGAAGUGGUCUAUGUGUCGCAUUUUCCACGAUGGCAACUGGAAAGAUCUGGUACUGAUAUCCUAAAUUCAAUAUGGCUAUUUUCCUUAGUAUCUCCGUUUGUAAUCGUGUCAGCUAUUACAAUCGAGAGGUAUCGAACAAUCAAAACAUUUACCCUCGCUACAAGGGAGCAAAUUUCCACCAAAAAGCUGUUGAUUGUAAUUACAAUUUUGUGGCUUUAUAGUGUAGUAGCAGUUGCUUUCAUGGCUGGAAACUUCACUGAUGCACAGAGGCAUGUCUACAACUGGAAUGUUAAUCCAAGUUUUUACUACCCAUUCCUUGCAUUGCAUAUUGUUAUCCCUCUUAGCAUUGUCGUCACUGCCUACUACAAAAUUUUCAGGCUAACUAAAAGAAUGCGAGUAGAUGAACUUGAGCAAUCUGCUGCUACAAAAAUUCAGAGUCGCGAGGUUAGGCUGGCAAAAACACUUGCAAUUGUAAUUGGGCUGUUGUUUCUGGUAUGGCUACCAGUCUUGGUCAUUGAAUGCUUUUAUGCAACAGAAUCAACUUCAUGCAUUACUGAAGCUGCAGGACCAGUAAGUGUAUGGCUUACUGUCUUCAGCGGAGUUAUGAACCCCAUUGUUUAUUUUUAUAGAAACCCCAGUCUAAGAACUGCAUUCCAGCAAGUAGUUAGCUUUCACAAGAAACGUGUGCCUUCUCAGAUGACAACCAGACUUAUACCAACAUCUGAUGAACACAGCAAUUAGAAGCACGUAAAAAGCCUUGAUUUCCUCAUCAAGGGCUCUGGAUGAAAAUUUGCUAUAAAAAACAUAAAAUCUGCUGAUAGCAAGGUGGAAACCUGGACCAGUGUAAGCACCAAAAUAGGUAUGGACAAGACAGUUGCAUGAUGGCACAAAAGGGUCUGGGAGCAGACCCCCAUAGAAACUGUACCUUCUAGAGAAUCAGAGCACAUCUUUUUUGUGCAUUGAAUGUUGAAAUCGAUCCAUGGAAAAUGUUUUGUCCAUCCUAGUCCAACUGUGGUAUAUUGUCCUUGGUUGAAAUUGCAAAGAAAUUAGUUUUAUAUAGACUAGGACCUUACAAGUUAUUUCCAAAACUGUUUCGAUUCAAACCUUGAAAUGAAUUUUCUGUUUACUUUUAGUUCUUUAUAUUCUGAAAAAUGCAAGAGGUCCUUUAUACUUUGAACACCCCAUCUGUCCUUACGAUUUGCAAUGUUAGAAACUUGAUUGACGAUAAAGUAAUUCAAAUUUUUCUAAAGUUCCAUUUUAGCUCUGCAAAUUUAUUCUGAAAAACCCAUACAAUGCAAACUAUUCUGGCUUGUUAUAGUUUGGUUUCAGUUUAGCAGGUUAAUUUUCCUUUAUCGAGAUAGCCAUCAGAAUUGGUUUAUUUCUUUAAAUGUCUGCAUUUCAGUUCUUUUUCAACAUACAAUGCAUCAACAAAUAAUUUUCUUGAGAACAUAACUUUUUUGAUCAGUGAAUGGAAGCAAAAAUAUACAUUUUACAGCAAGAAAUAUUCCCACAAAUGAUGCUUACAGUAUAUCUAUAUAUGAAAUCUUUGCACCAAAUGUUUCAUCAUAUAUAUAGUAACAAAUGAAUAAAAAUUAGGAAUAAUUUAACAAUAUUUUGAAACCAAAAUUUGUAUUAUAACUACCUGUUGGAAAAAAUUGUUAAUCCAUAAAUUUUAAAUCAUUAUAUAUAUUCUUUUACAAUUUUUAAAUGCUUUAACAGUCUAAUUUGAAGCUACUACAGCAUUGAAGCAUCUGCUAAUACUUGUUUAAGACCUACGAAGCUAUAUAACUGCUAUGUCACUCAUAUUAACAUAUAGUUGAAUAAAGCGAACAUGUUAUGUAUAAUAUCAGUGACAGUGCCAGUGUGGCUAUCAGGGAAUUUGAUAUGUCACUUAUAUCAGGGG
Messenger RNA from Rhopilema esculentum, 2104 nucleotides. Its product is annotated as histamine H2 receptor. Gene Ontology annotation, molecular function: G protein-coupled receptor activity. Gene Ontology annotation, cellular component: plasma membrane. The record is from RefSeq and is a predicted model, not a curated record. Lineage: Eukaryota; Metazoa; Cnidaria; Scyphozoa; Rhizostomeae; Rhizostomatidae. Gene Ontology annotation, biological process: G protein-coupled receptor signaling pathway.